AGCUCCACAAUCGAACACUACCGAUCGCGAAGCGUCUCCGUCAAAGUCUGUCUAGAUUGCGGGAAGUGGGGGGAUCAAAUGGGGGAACUAUGAGCACCCACCCACUCCAAGUCUCGAGGGAACGGUUGCACUUUGGAACCCAUUUGGAACCAGGCGCCGCCAGAAUAGGAAUCAUUCAGUUGACGUUCGAGUGCAGUGUAGAGCAGCUCGACUUGGGAACAUUUAUAAUGCAGGAAAUUUAUACGCUUUUAUUUACUUUCAUAUCUUUAAAUACCUCUACCAUUAAUUGUGUAGUAUUUAUCUGAACUAACUUCAAUUUAUCCGCCUUAUCAUCCAUUAACUUGUACACCCACGGAAGGUAUACGAGUAUACAUAAGCACGCAUUCUUGAAAACACUCCACCCACUCGAUUUUCCCUGUAGGCUGUUUACAAAUUUUGCCGGCAUUAAUUAUGUGGCUGGUUAAACUUAUUACGCUCCAAUUAUAGGGUACGUAAGUUUGCCUUAUAUGUAUGUACAAACUUGCAAAUAGAAAUAUGUUUAUACCACGCUGGUAACAAAUUUGCAUCGGCGGCAUUUGGGUUAAUUGUGGGUGACGAGGCAUGAAAUUCAAGCCAAGAUAAGCAUUUUAUCAGACAGUUCAGGAUAGACUUAUCAAGCGAUUAUGAAAUCGCGGUUCGCUAUCUACGCCAAAUAUUUAUGGCAAUUUCAAUUCAAUAAAUUCAUACUUUUGGGGCAAUUCAUAUAAGCUUUAUCAUUAGGGCUUACAAAAUAUAUAGCAAAUUUUAAAUGUUUAAACGUUUUGUAUUAUUACUAGAUUAUUGCAAAAUGGUUUAUUAAGAAGUAAGGUGACAACUUUGGUUAAAGUGUUUGAAAAUUGUGUUUGUUGUUUGACCAACAACAGCUGACCAACAGCUGAUAGCAUUAUUCAGCAAAUAUUUGUGAAGUACAGUUUGGAUUUUUCAGGGCUGCCAAUGUCUUAUUGUCAAGCAGUCUAAGAGUUACUUGUCAAUUCGAUGUCACGAGUGUCAAACUUUUUUCAUUCUAAACUCGAUUGUUAUGAGUGGACAGCUUGUGUUCGUGUACUUCAUUUUCUGGAUUGCCGUGAAUUUUGUCGGCUUCGUUAUUGUGCUAAACUAUUUUGCAACUCUUGCGAAAGAUGAAUAACAUGAAUUCAAGUCCUACCAAUAAAGAUUCGGGCGCCACUGACGAUUCCGCGCCGGAGAAGACUUUGCAAACGCAUUCCGAUUCAUCAGUAGAGUCGGAAGAGUACCCGUCAGACGCGGACGACGACGACGAGGACUACGACGACGAGGACAAGGACACAUCACAAUCCGAGAACUCUGACACAUCAUCAGAUGCUUUAAAGGAUUCGCCAGUUCUAGAAAUACCAAAAUUGGAGGUGGAUCAAAAUGAUCAGGAGUCGGUUGUCAACGCAAUCGGAACUUUGGUUACGAUGAUCAACUCCCAAUUGAAUGCUAUCAAGUCGAAAACCAUCCCGAAAUCAAUAUCGGAUCUUUUGGACCGCAAAAAACGAGAGAAACUUUGGAGGAUGCGUCGUCGCUAGAAAGCCCCGUUGAAGGAAAGCGCCAAAUAGAAUGAUCACCGUUUCUAUUCCAAUUUGCUGAAAUGUUUCUUGUACCAUGAAUUUUAUAUUGCUCUUGUAAUAUUGUUCAAUUUAUACAGUAAUAAUAGUUUCGAAGGGGCUCUA
Molecule: messenger RNA, 1709 nt
Organism: Drosophila erecta
Lineage: Eukaryota; Metazoa; Arthropoda; Insecta; Diptera; Drosophilidae
Product: serine-aspartate repeat-containing protein C
Exons: 2
Source: RefSeq, a predicted model, not a curated record